ACGACAGGCACGGCGUGGACUACCUGACGGGCUCGUGGUGGCCCAUCCUGGAGGACCUGUACCGCUCCAACAUCCCCGUGUACCGCUUUGUCCAGCGGCCCGGCGACCUGGUGUGGAUCAACGCCGGCACCGUGCACUGGGUGCAGGCCACCGGCUGGUGCAACAACAUCGCCUGGAACGUCGGGCCCCUCACCGCCUACCAGUACCAGCUGGCCCUGGAGCGCUACGAGUGGAACGAGGUGAAAAACGUCAAGUCCAUCGUCCCCAUGAUCCACGUGUCCUGGAACGUCGCCCGCACCGUCAAGAUCAGCGACCCCGACCUCUACAAGAUGAUCAAGUACUGCCUGAUGCAGUCCAUCAAGCACUGCCAGGUACAGCGGGAGAGCCUGGUCCGUGCCGGCAAGAAGAUCGCCUACCAGGGUCGGGUGAAGGACGAGCCGGCCUACUACUGCAACGAGUGCGAUGUGGAGGUCUUCAACAUUCUCUUCGUGACGAGCGAGACGGGCGGGCGCAACACGUACCUGGUGCACUGCGAGGGCUGCGCCCGGCGCCGCAGCGGCGCCCUGCACGGCGUCGUCGUCCUUGAGCAGUACAAGACCGAGGAGCUGAUGCAGAUCUACGACGGCUUCACCCUGGUGAGGGGACACCCACGG
Haliaeetus leucocephalus (bald eagle) is the source of this 653-nucleotide messenger RNA. RefSeq names its product lysine (K)-specific demethylase 6B (gene KDM6B). The annotation marks the transcript as partial. Gene Ontology annotation, biological process: regulation of gene expression; heart development. The transcript has 4 exons. Gene Ontology annotation, molecular function: chromatin DNA binding; histone H3K27me2/H3K27me3 demethylase activity; RNA polymerase II cis-regulatory region sequence-specific DNA binding. The record is from RefSeq and is a predicted model, not a curated record. NCBI's taxonomy places the organism in Eukaryota, Metazoa, Chordata, Aves, Accipitriformes, Accipitridae. Gene Ontology annotation, cellular component: MLL3/4 complex.